UGUUUAGAUUAGAAAAUUUCAAAGUGUCAACUGCAUGUAAUUAUUAUUUGAAUUAGAUUUAGAUUAGGUGGAAAAGUUUUAAUUAAAUGCGUUUCAAAUUUUGAUUCGGGGUGCUCUGUUAAUUCCCCUGUGACGCAAUAAUUCGCCCUCAAAGAGAGCAUUUCCAUUUCGUUCGUGUUUGCUCAUGAGAGUAGCUCUUGUGAUAAAUUUAAUACCUAAUCAUAACUAUAAUAGUUUGUAAAUAUGGGAAGAGUAAUAUUAAAUUUCUUUUUGGUAACUUUUGCCGCAUUUGCCGUCAUAGGAUAUGAUGUCACAUCUCAUGGCAGUCUAGAAUCUUCCUAUUUUGGUCGUUACUUGAAAGGAGCUGGAUUAUUAAUUCACGUAAAACCGUAUUAUUCUGUAAUCGAGGAACAGACUAUUUCAGUAUACAAGUGGGGCCAGAAGAAUUUCCCGUACGAAGAAUACGGCGCAGUUAAAAAUAAAACCAUUGAAAUUUCAAAAAAGGUGACCAAUCAAGUAGUAGUCUUUACCAAAGACAGCUCAGCAAACAUCAAAAAAUAUAGUACAUUUGUCUUUGAAUGGGUUUCACAUAAUGUUAAACCAUAUCUUUCGGAAGGUGUGCUUAAAUUUCUGAACAAUGGAUAUAAUGCUGUUGCCGAUGCACUUAACAAAAUAGGCCAAUCGACAACGAAAGCAUCAAAAUGGUGCGCGCAAAAUAUUAAACGCGAAAAUAUUACCUGGGAGAAUUUUGAGAAAGCGUAUUUCAGUUUCGCUCAGCAAGUUAAAUUAUACUACACCAAUGUUUCAAGUUGGGUCGGAAGAAAAGUCACUUGUUUGAUUAAUUCUUAAAAUUUAUUCGGAUUUUCGCUUCAUACCUAUAUUAUUGUUCGAGUAUUUUUUAGAAACUGUAUCAUGAACUAAAACUAUAGUCAGUUUAAUUGCUUUACUCUUAAUUGUUUAUCGCUUGUGCGAUACGAUAACCUGAUAGGAAAAGGGCAUUCCAACUGUAAGUAAUGAUAGCUUUAAUUAUCAAUCAUUCCAUUGUGUACGAACCAUGUCUAACUGCAUGAAAAUGCUACCAUCGACCUCAUACUCUUUAGAUUGGUAGUACACGGUGAUGUAUUUAUAAUUUCUUAGUCCGCCGUCGCUAGAAUGUCAUUUCUACGUGUCUUUGUCUUUUAUACAUUAUUGUUUUCUACGAAUGAUGAGUAUCUCAUUUUCAUCACAAAAAUCUAAGCAAGAUUAGAUUAAGUGGUUUUGUAUACAUAAUGUAGCUUAAAGUUGUACUUAUUUUUCGGUACCUUUGUAUAAUUUGUGUUCGCUUUUAUUUUUAUUUUAUAUUAUUUUGGUAGCUUUUUAUUUAUUUUUUCUAUUAUACUUCAUUUUUAAAUUACAGUUUUUGUAUAUUAUUUUAUGUUGUGAUUAAUGUUCUUUUUAUUUGAAGUGUUGAUUGUGCUCGUAUUUCAUUUGGAAUGACUGUAUCAUGAAAUUAGUUAAUAUAAUCAAUGGUAAAUAUCGGUAUCAUAAUUGUGUAUUUUAGGAUAUAGUUGUUAUAUUUUGAGCAAUAUAUGGAUGCGUAUGGAA
Molecule: messenger RNA, 1584 nt
Organism: Planococcus citri (citrus mealybug)
Lineage: Eukaryota; Metazoa; Arthropoda; Insecta; Hemiptera; Pseudococcidae
Exons: 5
Coding region: 244-849 (201 amino acids)
Source: RefSeq, a predicted model, not a curated record